GUAAAACUAAAAGCUGUGUUAUUUGACUCACUCUCUUCAAAACUCUCUCCUUCCUUCAUCCAAUUCCUAAAAUUCCACUCUCCAGAAACCCCAAUCACUCCAGAAAUCUCAAUUCCCUAACAGAGAAUCCAUCAAUUUCUUUCUCACUUUUUCCCCCCUUCAAAACCCCCAAAAUUUCAUUCUCAAAAUUGAAAUUUUCAAUGACCUAAAUCAGAUCAAGCUUUCUUCAGUCUUCUCAAAAUUGGGUUUUAAUGGCACCAAGUAAGAAAAGAAGAAGAGGCGGUGCUAAAAAAGCUUCUGCUGCUAAGAAACGUAAAAGAUCUGGGAACAAAAUUGAAAUUUCUACUGAAAAUGAAUUGCCCCAAGAAGAAGAAGAAGGGAAAGAAAUUGAAACAGUGGUGGUAGAAAUUGAAGAAUUUCCUGUAGAUCCUCCUGUUGUUCCUUCAAUUCCAGUUGAACCUCCUGUAGAUUGUGGUAAAGCUUCUUCUACUACUAAGAAUGGUGAAAAAUCGGGGAAUAAAAAUGAAAUUUCUACUGAAAAUGUAUUGACCCAAGAAGAAGAAGAUGAAGUAGGGAAAGUAAUUGAAAGAGUGGUGGAACAAACACUGGCACCUGUUUUAUCUGCAGAGCCUCCUAUUGUAGAUUUGGAUUCUGACUCUGCACCCAACACUAAACUACCCUGGCGUCGUGCACCCAACACUAAACUACCCUGGCGUCGUGCCCCGAAAUCUGGUGAUGAUUCCUCGGCAGGUGGAGAUUCUCCUGUAGGAGAUGUUUCUUCUGGACAACCACAAUUGUGUGAGGAUCAAACAGAAGUGGAGGUUGUUGAUUGUACACAAGAUGAUAACAAGGAGAAAGGAAAAAGUGUAGAUUUGACACAGAGCUUUGUGAGCGAUCAGGUUUUUGACUCACCUGAUGCUCUUAUCGAGUGGUGUCAAGAGGUUGGAAGAAAAACUAUGUCUGUGGUUGUGGUAUCUAAGUCAAGGAAACCUGUUCUAGGAAGGCCUGCAGUGUUGGAAUUAGGGUGUGAAAGAGGUGGUGUAGACCAAGACCAUAAGAAAAAAACAGAUACACCAACACUGAUAGACCUUACAAAAAAGAGAGAAUCAAGGCCGAGAAAAUGUGGAUGUCCAUUUGCACUAAAAGGAGUGUGGAUGGAAGGUGAUAAAUGGAAGGUCGGGGUGCACUGUGGAGCACACAAUCAUGAGCUACCAGAAACGGUUGUUGGCCACUCGGACGUAGCUAGGUUAAAGGAGGAUGAAAAGGAAAUAUUAGUUGAUUUGUCUAAAAGUGGUGUUCGACGUCGGCGAGUGCCUAGCCCACUCAAAGGGAGAAGAAGAGAGAACAUGGCAAGAAUGAGGACAAUUUAUAAUGCAAGUGCAGCAAUAAAACUUACGGAGGUUGAAGGGAAGUCAGCAAUGCACACUCCUUUUAGUGUAAACGUGUCAACAAUGAAGACAGUUGAGAAUGCAAGUGCAGCAAUAAAACUUACGGAGGUUGAAGGGAAGUCAGCAACGCACACUCCUGUUAGUGUAAACGUGUCAACAAUGAAGACAGUUGAGAAUGCAAGUGCAGCAAUAAAACUUACGGAGGUUGAAGGGAAGUCAGCAAUGCAACAGGUACUGGGAUUGUUGUCGAAACACCAUUAUGUGGAAUGGCAUAGGAGAGAUGAAAAGACAGAUGAGCUGAAAGAUAUCUUUUGGGCCCAUCCAGAAUCUUUACAAUUGGCCUUGGGUUCCCAUUCGGUGCUCAUUGUUGAUUGCACUUACAAGACCAACCGGUUUUGUUCACCUUUGCUACGGAUUGUUGGUGUUACUUCUACAGGAAAAUCGUUCACCGUCGCAUUUAUUUUCAUGGAGGCGGAGACAGAAGAUCACUAUGUUUGGGCUUUGACUCGUUUAAAGAGACUAUUUUCGCCAAAUGGGCUACCAUCUACCUUUGUAACAGAUGGAGAGCUCAAAUUAGUGAAUGCAAUAGGUACAGUCUUUCCAAAAGCAAAAUGGCUGUUUUGCUCAUUGCAUGUCUUAAAAAAGGUUUCAGAAAGUUGCAAGCAAUACUUUGAGUCCGAUGAAGAAUUUGAAAGAUUUAUGAAAGAGUGGAAAAAUCUGACUCAAGUGAGGACCAAAGACGAGUACGCUGAUGCUUUCUGUGACUUUGUAUUGACAUGGACAAGCUACUCUGGAUGCAUCCAGUAUUUACGUGAUAAUUGGCUACGACAUAAAGAGCAUUAUGUACCGGCAUGGACAAAGUUCAUCAAGCAUUUUGGAAACACGUCAAUAAAUAGAGUUGGCAGUUCUCAUGCUAUUCUGAAGAGUCAGCUAGCGGCUAAUAACUUCUCGAUUUGUUGGACGACAAUGCACAAGAUGAUAUGCGACGAGAUAGUAGACAUUAAAGCCUCCUUCGAGAAGAGUCUGACAUCCGUUCCAGACGAAUAUCUGCUUCCUGCUUUUAAGGAAUUGCGGGGUUGUGUUUCACAUAAGGCGAUGGAAUUUUUAUUGUUGGAGCGUAGUCGUUCUGAAGAUGUAGGCUUUGACGUAGGAGUUUGUGGGUGUGUCCUUCGCCUCUCUUAUGGGCUCCCUUGUGCCCACGAGAUAGUACAAUAUUUUCGUAAUGGUACAGAAAUACCUCUUUCUGAGAUUGACUCCCAGUGGAAAUUACUUUCAACUAUACCAGUGCCUGAAGAGCAUAACGAGUUCGAUUACCUUCCAGAGUUGAAAUCAGUGAGGGAGAGGUGGGAAAAAGCAUCCAAAUCUGAACGCGAGAUAAUGCAGAAGAAGUUGGAGGAAAUUGCAUGCUUGUAGCUGUUGGUGUUCAAUUUUGAAUGAUCUGGAACUGACGUGUCAGGUAGAUCAACUGCUUGAGUCGGUUUUAUCACUUAUCAGGAGAUGUUGGAGAUCCUGGGGAAGGACCACAUCACAGUAGUAAUUUUACAUCUUUUACAACUCAGAUGGACGAGCCAAGCUAUACGGUGAAAAGUUUCAGGUACAUGUUCGGGCAGCAAAAAUGUUAGUAUAUCUGAUAAUAUUAGACAUAUUAGUCUCUUUUUGCCUUGGAUCAACUAACAGCACGUCACUCUGUUUUUCUCUGUGCUACGUAUGUAUUAAACAAAUGAAUGACACCUAGAUCACUACCGGUAGAAAAGUAAUGUAUACUCAGUGUCGGAGAACUGGUCUGUUCGUGUAUGAUUAUAAACAUUCUGUUGUAAACUUGUAGUAUGUAAAGUCGUGACGAGCUAAACUAAUUACGAGGGUGUGCCCCGUGCAUGCAUCCUCUGGGGUAUUGUGCACAUUGUUUACAUGAAAAUUGAUGAAUAAUUGUUUUUAGGAAGAAAAG
Molecule: messenger RNA, 3333 nt
Organism: Papaver somniferum (opium poppy)
Lineage: Eukaryota; Viridiplantae; Streptophyta; Magnoliopsida; Ranunculales; Papaveraceae
Exons: 5
Coding region: 252-2801 (849 amino acids)
Biological process (GO): regulation of DNA-templated transcription
Source: RefSeq, a predicted model, not a curated record